Messenger RNA from Anguilla rostrata (American eel), 7099 nucleotides. RefSeq names its product leucine zipper putative tumor suppressor 3. NCBI's taxonomy places the organism in Eukaryota, Metazoa, Chordata, Actinopteri, Anguilliformes, Anguillidae. The coding region runs from base 285 to 2585 and encodes 766 amino acids. Gene Ontology annotation, biological process: regulation of dendritic spine morphogenesis. Gene Ontology annotation, cellular component: dendritic spine. The record is from RefSeq and is a predicted model, not a curated record. The transcript has 6 exons.
GGCGGAGGUGGGUGUGUGAUCCAGCUGAUGCUCGCAGCCGCCGCUUCCUCCAUCGCUCCAUCUCAGCCACAGGCGAUAGCAGCAGCAGCCUUUGGAGCCACACACACUCACAUACACGCAUCGCCUCCAGAACCUCCCCGCAACCUCCCCGAACCGGAUCAAGGCGGGGAAGCCAGCCGAGGAGCAGCGGUCUUUUGCCGUGGCAUUUCGGAACCGCACGCCCGCUGCCCGCGCCGCUGCUAAUAUGUGUGCGCCCGCUGGUUGGCCUUGCAUCCCAUCCCGCCAUGGCGCGCUUGGAGCGCAGUCGGUCGAGUGAGGGGGGCGCCCCACCCGGGAUGGGCAGCGUGGGUAGCGGGGUGGCUGGCGAGCAGGAGUUCGCCAUGAGGAGCGUGGGCACCCGUACCCAGAACAGCCUCCCACGGGGCCCGCCGCCAACCCGCCGCGGUCUGGAGGACCGGAGCUACAGCACCGAGCGCCCGGCCCCGCCCACCGGCUCUGAGAGCACCGCCUCUAGCGACGAGCGAACCUACACCACCGACCGAACCGAACGCACCUUCACCACCGACCGCACCUACACCACCGACCGCACCGAACGCACCUACACCACCGACCGCACCUACACCACUGAUCGUACCUACACCACUGACCGCACCUACACCGUCGACCAGCCCCCGCUGCCCAGCGAUGGCCCCGCCCCCAACAGCGAGCGCCCCAUCUCCAACGGCAACCGCCAAGUCUCCAACGGCAACCGGCAAGUCUCCAACGGCAACCGGCCGAUCUCCAAUGGCAACCGCCCUGUCUCCAACGGCAACCGGCUGGUCUCCAACGCCCUGUUCCUGAACGGGGCGGGGCGGCGGGAGGUCCCGCCUCAGGGGGCCAUGGGACUGGACAUCUGCGGGAACAACGUGACGCUCAACAAUGAGAAGAACAGCGGCGGGCCCCCCCCUCAGUACAGGGAGCCCCCCGGGGCCAAGCUGGACAACAACAACCCCCCCAAAAUCCUGCCUGUGUCCGGCAAGCUGGAGCAGAACAAUGAUGGAUUGGUACGUCCCUCUGCCUUUAAGCCAGUGGUGCCCAAGAGCUUCCACUCCAUGCAGAACCUGGUGUGCCCCCCCCAGACGGGGGUGGGAGGGGGCCGCAGUGCUGGAGGGAGCGGAGCCCCUGGCAUGACCGGGGGCCACAGAGAGCCGGACAGUCCAGGAGGAGGGGGUGGGGUUCGGGGCGGGGGGCAGGGGGGACUUUCUGACUCGGGAAGGAACUCUCUGACCAGCCUGCCCACGUACGCUGGCUCGGGGUCAGGCUACGGACCCCCCCACCCCCUGGGCCCCCUCAGCGCCUCCACCAGCCACAUCAACAGACUGGGCACCACCGCCCUGGACAAGCCCGGGUACCAGAACGGGCUGAGCACCUCCGACAGCGGCCGCUCCUCCUCCGGGAAAAGCUCCUCCUCCUACCAGCGGCUCAGCCACCUGAGCGACGCCCCCGGGCCCCUGCGCCCCUCCCCCUCCUCCGAUGACAUCAUCCAGGACCUGGAGGACAGGCUGUGGGAGAGAGAGCAAGAGGUGCUGCACAUGCGGCGCAACCUGGACCAGAGCGAGGCGGCCAUCGUGCAGGUGUUCGAGGAGAAGCAGCGGGUGUGGGAGCGGGAGAUGGAGGAGCUGCGGCAGAACUACGCCGCGCGGCUGCAGCAGGUGUCCCGCCGCGCCCAGCGCACGCAGCAGGCCCUGCAGGCCCAGAUCGCGCGGCUGCAGCAGGACAAGCGCCGGCUGCAGGACGAGAUCGCCGCCCUGCUGGCCCACCGCGAGGACCUGGAGAGGAAGUGCCUGGACUACAGGAAGGAGCAGGCCGACAUCCUGCCCCGGCUGGAAGAGACCAAGUGGGAGGUGUCCCUUCUGAGGGACAAGCUGGGAGUCUUCGAGGCAGAGGUAGUGGGACUGAAGCGGGCUCUGGGAGAGCUGAGUGUGGGCGGGGCUGGAGGCGGGGCCAGGGCAGCGGGAAGGACCCGGGGGGGACUGCCCUCCCCCCACAGCCCCUCAGAGGCGGCGGCGGCAGCGGCAGCAGUGGCCGCCCUGCCCCCGCCCCCGGCCCCGCCCCCCGGCUCAGCCCCGCCCCCGUCCCUGGCCCCGCCCCCGGGCGACGCGCUGCUCAGCCUGCAGUCAGACGAGGCCAAGGUCCAGCGGCAGGAGGCGGGCAGCCUGCGGCGGCAGCUGGAGCGCCUGCAGGGGGAGCUGCGGCUGGAGCGGCAGCAGCGGGAGCGGCAGGCGCUCACCUUCGCCCAGGAGCGCCACACCUGGCAGGGCGAGAAGGAGCGGGUGCUCAAGUACCAGGCCCAGCUGCAGGUCAACUACGUGGAGAUGCUGCAGAAGAACCAGGUCCUGGAGCAGCGCAUGGGCGAGCUCAACACCAAGCUGGCCACCUCCCCGACCUCGCCGCCGCCUGCCCCCCUGCCCCUCAGUCUCCCCCUCCCGCUCUCCCUCUCCCCGCCCCCCGUCACUGAGGACAAAAAGCCCCCCGCCAUGCACCAGCUGGCCCCGCCCUGGCCCACCCCCUCCCGCUUGGAGAGGAUCGAGUCCACGGAAAUCUAAGACCUGGGAGUGUCCUGAUUGAGCCCCUCCAGAACACAUUCAGCUCAAUACAGUCUUACAGUAACAAUAUACAUCCUUUAACACAGUCCAAGCUCAAUACGGUCUAACAGUACCAAUAUCCAUCCUUCAACACAGUCCAAGCUCAAUACAGUCUUACAGUACCAAUAUCCAUCCUUCAGCACAGUCCAAGCUCAAUGCAGUUAUCCUACAGUACCAAAAUCCAUCCUUCGACACAGUUUGAUGCAGUUUAAUAUCACAUCUGCCAGUCUGCUUGGCAGUCCUAGGACACACUGCCAAAGGAACCACCAACAGAGGGGUGAAGGUUGAGGGUUGGAGGGGGGUCUCAGGAGGAGGAGGGGGACAGUGUGAUCAGACUGUUGGGGCAGGACUAAUGGACGUCUGGGGCGGGCAGUGCACAAGGCAGGGGAGGCUGGGAUUUUUGGGCAGGGAAUCCUGAAGUUAAGACAGAUCACACACACUUCAGCAGUGAAACUCCAACACUGAUGCUCUUACACUAACACUGAAGUUGACUCUAAUACUCCUGUCCAACUGGCUCAACAUUACCAGCUCGUACACACAGGAUACUGACAUGCAAAUAUCUCCUCCAAAGGAAGACUUCAGCACAGACACGCUGACACACACUCAUACUGACACACACACACACAGACGCGUACAAUGACACCAUUCAUGCAAGAAGGUUGCUUGAUCACUGUCAGGGAGGUCUGUGGUUAUAUUUACCAGUGCCACCACAUAACUCUCGGUACAGUAUCUCUGGCCCAGAAUUCCUAUGGUGUGUCAGACUGCAGUGGAACCGGAAUUUGGAUAGUUCACAUACGCCCUGGAACCGGAAUUCAGAUUGUUCAUACCUGUCCUGGAACCUGGAGUCGGAUAGUUCACACCUGCCCUGGAACCGGUAGUCAGGUUGUUCACGCCUGCCCUGGAACCUGGUCAGAUCGUUCAUACCUGUCCUAGAUCCUGGAGUCAGAUCGUUCACAGCUGUCCUAGAACCGGAAUUCAGAUUGUUCACACCUGUCCUGGAACCUGGAGUCGGAUAGUUCACACCUGCCCAGGAACCGGUAGUCAGGUUGUUCACGUCUGCCCUGGAACCUGGUCAGAUCGUUCAUACCUGUCCUAGAUCCUGGAGUCAGAUCGUUCACAGCUGUCCUAGAACCGGAAUUCAGAUUGUUCACACCUGUCCUGGAACCUGGAGUCGGAUAGUUCACACCUGCCCAGGAACCGGUAGUCAGGUUGUUCACGCCUGCCCUGGAACCUGGUCAGAUCGUUCAUACCUGUCCUAGAUCCUGGAGUAAAAUCGUUCACAGAUGUCCUAGAACCUGGAGUCAGAUCGUUCACACCUGUCCUGAAACCUGGAGUCAGAUAGUUCACACCUGCUCAGGGCUCUCCAGGCCAUGAGAACAAAUCCAGAUUAGUCUGAAGAAGUCACGCAGAGCACUCCCUUGGGCGAGACCAAAGGACAAUAUGGCAGCGCCCCCCUGUGGUCUGGUGGUGCCAAGACAACACAAAAUUCCCCAGUCGGGCACAUCCUCCGGGGCGACAGCAGUUCCAGUACUUCUCUGGUUCGAGGGGAGCUGGGGCAUGGCAGUUUGUUGGUAUUAGAGUAGGUGUAGAAGGUGUAGUGACCGUGAGGAGUUUUAGAUGGUGCAAAUCAUUUUUAGCGCAUGGGAGAGACUCAGGAGCAUGUCCAUUUGAUGUAUGAACAAAGAAAAGUGUGUGCUGGGGGGAAGAGGCAAGGAAAGAUGUAGGGUUGUGGUGGGGGCGAGCAUAUGUCUGUGUGUUUCAGGACGGGGGGGACAAAAGUGCACUAUAGUGCAUAUCAGGGAUGUUGGAGUUUUAGGGGUCUUAGGAGAAGGUGGGGGGAGCACAUUUCAGGUAUAAAGGAUGGGACUUUAAGUGAGGUGGGCAGUGUGAUAUUACUUAUGUGCUUUGAUAGGAUGUGACAUUAGUCAAAUUCAGACAAUGGGGGCAAUGUGCGAUCCAUUUCAGUGGACAGCAGGAUGGCGUUAGAGCCUAGCGGUGGAUGUGAGGAUGGUAUUAGCGUAUAGUGGUGGAUGUGAUGACGGCACUAGCUUAUAGUGGUGGAUGUGGGGAUGGCGCUAGCAUAUAGUGGUGGAUGUGGGGAUGGCAUUAGCAUAUAGUGGUGGAUGUGGGGAUGGUAUUAGUGUAUAGCGGCGGAUGUGGCGAUGGCACUAGCUUGUAGCGGUGGAUGUGGAGCUUGCAUUUGCGCAUCUCGUUCAGUGGACACUACUGCUUUUCAGGGACACCAGGGAGCAUGUCUCUCUUGCACUGUCAGCGGCUGCAGUGACUGAAGACAAACACCAGGGGGCAGAAUGCUUACACAGGGCUCCCAAUCAAAGGAAGAAUUACUUGAAAAUGACUUUCGCAUUUCUUUGUAUUGAACAGUGAUAGCGAACAAAAAAAAAAGGCUUCACUUUGUUAAUGUAAUACCUUGAUCUAUAUUGAUGUUUCUUUGGGUGCAAAGUAGGGCAAGUCAGGGAUGACAAAACUGGAACAAGACAGUCGUGAUGUCACCUGGCGGAGUGGAGAGCCACCAAUCACAGAGUAUAUUAGUAACAAUCAAAAUAACAAUGCCGCUGCUGAUUGGUGGAUUCUAAUUCCAGCUAAUAUCCAUAGGAAAUCUACACCAGCCAGAAAGGAGAGCUAGAAAGUGUAGCCCAGAGUGUAAAACCACCCACCAAUCACUGUCAGCAUUGCCCUAUUGGUUUUUUAACAACGUAUGCUGUGAUUGGUGGAGCUGCUCUUGCAAAGGUGAUGUCACAACUGCUGUCCUUGCUUUAUUAUUCCUGGGGGAACUGUGGGUUUAGUGAAUGUUUGUGUGGGAGCUGGUCAAUGAAGCUGAUAUUCUGUGUUAGACAACAGUAACGUGCAGCAGCAGAUAGCAGCGGAGCCAGAGGUUCUGAUUGGCUGGUGGUAAUAUUCAGACGUAGCAGAGAGAAAAUGCAUAAAAAAGGAAAUUGUGGAUAUAAAAGGAGAUUAUAUAUAGAAAUUAUAUAUUAAGAACUUCUCCCUCUAGAAGGCGCCAUUGAGUGACAUGGGAUCAGUGCAAUUGUGUGUGAAAGAAAGACGGAGUGCAUGUGUGUGUGUGCGCGCAUGCGCAUGUGUGUGUGUGUGUGUGAGAGAGGGGGAUUUUGUGUAUGCAUGUGUGUGUGAGAGAGAAAGAUAGUGUGUGUGUGUGUGCCUAUGAGAGAGAGAGAGAGAUAUAUAGUGUGUGUGUGUGUGUGUGUGUGUGCCUAUGUGUGAGAGAGAGAUAGUGUGUGUGUGUGUGCCUAUGUGUGAGAGAGAGAGAGAUAGUGUGUAUGUGUGUGAGAGAGAGAGUGUGUGUGUGUGUGUGUGUGCCUAUGUGAGAGAGAGAGAGAUAGUGUGUAUGUGUGUGAGAGAGAGUGUGUGUGUGUGUGUGUGUGAGAGAGAGAGAGAUACUGUGUGUGUGUGUGUGUGUGACAUGAGAUCCUGGCCUGUAUUCAUAAAGCAUCUCAGAGUAGGGCUGCUGAUCUAGGAUCAGUUUUUUUCCUUUAUAGCUCGUAAUGGGUGCGGUUAGGAUGUGGGCGCACGAAUCCUGAUCCUAGAUUAGCACUCCUACCCUGCAGCGUUAAAUAAACAUGGACAGCGGACUCGAGCUGUGGACGUGUGCGCUGCUGAAAACCAGGGCAUGUUUUUUUGAGUUCAUAACCCCAUCGGGAGAACCCAAAUUUCUGAGCUUCGAUCACGUCUUUUGGCCCCAGGCUGGAUCUCAUUAGAGUGGCUUUCCUGACAUCCUGUCGUGGUCAGACUGCAAAAACUCGGACCAGAGGGAGAGGAGGGAGGAAAAGGAGGGAUCGACGUGUAAACAAAGGGAAGGGACAGAGAGGAGGGAAAGAUGACAGGGGGAGAAACUGAGGGAUGAAACAGAAUCAGAUAUUGCUUUUAUAGUUAUGAAAGAGAGGCAGGAAGAGAGAGAGAGAGAGAGAGAGAGAGAGGAUAGUAGACAGGUAAAAGGAGAGAGAGAAGGAGAAGGGAUGGAUCAUUUAUGGCCAGAUUUGCUGCUAUGUUCUUCUGUUGUAUUCUGCUGUGUUGUUGGUAGAAACAGAGGUGGAUGUAUAUAUCAUUGUUAUUUAUGUGUACAUAUUUAUUCCAGUAUACCAAGCUAUUGCGUGUGAAUACUUUAAGAGGAUUAUCGUGACAUAAUGAAACAGACAUUUCAGCUUUUAUUUUUUAAACUAUAUGACUAUAUAUAAAUCUAUUUCCUUUCAAUCUACUACAUGGUACAAAUGAAGCAAACAUAUCCAAAAUCAUUGUCUCUUUGUUUACUUUUAUUGUUACUGUUAUCAAUGUAACUCUUGUAAUGUUUGAGAGAACAAAAUGCUACCAAUGUUUUUUUAAUAAUUAUUUUUAUCAUUUUUAUUUAUGUUACUGUAAUGGCUUGAUGGAAAGCAUACUCUAGCAAAAAUGAAUUUAAAUAAUAAAGACGUGAGUAAUUCAAUAAAACUACAUUUCCCAGA